AAAACAACAAUAUUUGACAGUUUAGUCCUGUAAUGACGUUUAGCUUCGGCGUCGCUAGCUACGUGUCGUCAUCACCCUGCGACAACGUUUUCUCCACUGACCAUGUGAGAUGAGCCUCGCAGGGAUACAAAACAUUCAAAUACAGAGAACUAGAGGAAACUUGAAGUGUGACUGAAUGCUGAGCACAUUUUGUUUGCUUACUGUGAUACACUGAUAAGAGAGAGAUGGUGGAGAAGAUGGGAGCAAAAGAUCAGAAGCAUUUUGGUGAACAAGGGCAGAAGAGGAUGAAAAAGAAGCCUGAUCAGAGUAAAGGAGGAGGAGGAAACAGCAGCCGUGGUGAGGAAGGAGGGAAGAGGAAGCGUCUGGAUGCGAUGACUGUGGGCUAUUUUCGUCGUGUGAGUGAGAGACUGAGCGAAGGAUUCACAGACGAUGAGGAGCGAGCUCUCUUUGUUGAAAACGUUCUCUCAGAGGUGAAGGGACAAGCUGGCCUCGUCACCACGGAUAUGACGGGCAGUCUGGCUCUCCAGAAGCUUCUGUCAUUGGCCAGCCUCGAACAGGUGGCAGAGGUCCUGGCUGAACUGGGUGGAGAAACGGGAUCAGAGUUUAAAACUGUGUCAUGUGACAGAUGUGGGGGUCAUGUGAUAGAAAGUGCCAUCAAACAGAUGGCCAAGUGGACAGAGGACAUCCACUCUGAAGAGAAGAGCAGCUCUGGAAAUGAACAAGAAGAACCAGAGGCCGAGAACUGCGGGAUGCUCGAGGAUCAGGUGCUAACUCUGUGCCGAGUGGUGAGAGAGAAUAUCGUAGACUUCAUCAAAGACCCUCACGGAUCUCAUGUGCUUCGAACGCUUAUACACGUGCUCGCGGGAUGUUCGGCGCAAGAGCAGUCUGGUGCACAUCCAGCUAAAAAGCAGAAGAAAGCGGAACCUGAGCUGACCGACUUUGAAGCACCAGCAUCAUUCUGGUGGGAGCUCAAGUACCUUUCAGAGUCUAUGAUGGAAAAUGUUAAUGUCUGUGCCACCAAUCCCACUGCCAGCGCCGUGCUCCAGACCCUACUGACCAUCUGCCACAGGAAGAGACCCAUUCUAGUUAAAAAACUAAACAAGGGCAUCAUGGAAUACCUAACAUCUCUGAGCUCAGCUCCUGGAGUCAGCCCCCUCUUGGUGUUUCUGAAGGACCAGUCAUGCAGUCGGCUCAUCCAGACAGUGUUCCAGUUCUCCCAUAAAGUUUUGCUUCGAGACACCUACAAGAACCACCUGAAGAACCAGCUCAUGCCUCUGGCGCUUCAUCCGUUUGCGAACUACACCAUCCAGUCCUUUAUAGCAGCCUCGGUCAAUUACAAAGUGUUUCUGAAGGUGUUUGACGAGUUGGCGCCUGGGUUCGAGGCGAUCCUGGCGGCGGGUCACAUGGGGGUCAUAGUGCAGCUGGUGGAGAGCUGCGUGCACAGAGAGGAGAGGCAGGCUGACAUGCUGCAGCGCCUCCUAGAGGCUUUUCACUGCAGUGAGCCCUCCACAAGGCACCUCUCCUGUCUCCCUCUCUUCCUGUCCUUACUGACAUAUGAGGUGUACUAUAACACAGAGGCAGCAGAGGGCGACGCUGUUCCUCAGCGCCCUCUCUCGAUCUGCUACCACGGCUCGCGCCUGGUCCAAGCACUGGCCCGCUUUAAAGACCGCUCCAUCCUGAUGAACAGCCUGCACAGCCUGAGCAGAGAAGAGCUGCUGCGCCUGGGCACGGAGCAGACGGGCAGCCAUGCCCUCCAGGCCCUCGUCACGCUCUCCAGUGACAAAGGCAAGGGAAAGAUCCUGAGGAAGCUUGAGGGACUCUAUACUCAGCUGGCCUGCUCCAAAUACGGCAGUCGUCUGCUGGAGGCCGUGUGGAGCAGCGCCACCAUCAGUCAGAGGCAGAGCAUAGCAGAGCAGCUGGUCCCCAGUGAGGCUCAGCUGCGCUCGGAUCAGUUUGCACGCCACGUCUGGGCGAAAUUUGGCCUCACACACUUCCAGAAGAGACGCGGUGCCUGGAUGGAGCUUCAGACGGGACAAUCGAAGAAGAGAAAGAUGUUCAGUGACAUUCUGGAGUAACUUCUUUGAACUGCAUUUAUGGUGCUGAUGGUGGAGGUGUCAUGAGUGAUGAAUAUCUCACAACCAGAAAACGAGUGAAAGAAGGAGAGCAAGAGUGAGCAGAGUGCAGCUGUGACUUCUCCUGCACUCUGUCUUUCUCACUAUCUGAGUGGGAGAGAAGGGAGAAGACUGCGAGCCUGAUCACAGGGGCGAUGUGACAUUCAGCUGCGAGAAUCCCCUGACCGAGUCAACACCAGCCUGAUAGAACGCUUCACACGAGAGCCUGGGAACGUCAAACAACUCUCACUAACGGCCAUUAACGUCAGCCGGUGUGCAAAUGAGUUAAAUUAAAAGGCCACUGUGGUUUUGUCUAGAGCUCCUUUACAUCACUCAUCUGCAGAGGUGUAGGAGAUUCAGUGUGGUCCAUUAAAGAACAAUAAGAGUUUUAUGUAGUGGUGCGAAACAGUCGUGCACCGAUUAGAGGCGAGAUUUCUUCUGGCUGGGUUAUUAUUAUUGAUAGCAUUUCUUGCAUAUAAUUUCUCACAAAUUGCUUUGUGAAAUUACUUUUUGAUUCUUUUUCACCAUGCAAGUGUUCUCACCUAUAAUAAAGUAUUCAAUUAUAGCCUGAGAGUGAACAAUGAAUAAAUGAGGGAUUUGACAGAAUUUAAUUUUUGUCCUUA
Molecule: messenger RNA, 2734 nt
Organism: Pangasianodon hypophthalmus (striped catfish)
Lineage: Eukaryota; Metazoa; Chordata; Actinopteri; Siluriformes; Pangasiidae
Product: nucleolar protein 9
Exons: 13
Coding region: 225-2075 (616 amino acids)
Biological process (GO): endonucleolytic cleavage to generate mature 5'-end of SSU-rRNA from (SSU-rRNA, 5.8S rRNA, LSU-rRNA); ribosomal small subunit export from nucleus; endonucleolytic cleavage in 5'-ETS of tricistronic rRNA transcript (SSU-rRNA, 5.8S rRNA, LSU-rRNA)
Cellular component (GO): 90S preribosome; nucleolus; preribosome, small subunit precursor
Molecular function (GO): RNA binding
Source: RefSeq, a predicted model, not a curated record